UGCAUUGACAGAGCAGACCAUUUGACCGGAGCUCUCCAAAAGAACGGGGGGACGGCAGGCCACAUCCAGGAGCGACCAAGAUCACCAUGGACGGGCAGAUUUUGAAACCAAUAUAGCUGGCUGAGGUCGUUCUGGAGCACGUGGCAUUAGCUGGUUUUAUCAAACGUUCAUGGCUUGUAUUGGCAAGAACCUGGAGUUUGCUAACAAUAGUUACCAUUAGAUUAGCUUUGAAGUAGUAGCUAGCUCUGUGUACAGGAAGGAAGGGGCACGCAGACCGGAUUGCUCACUUCGCUUACUCAGUACUGCUCAGCCAUGAAGCAAACCUUAUACCAGGCUAGCUAACUUUAGAUAUAAAGGUAACGAACAAGCAAGCAGAAAUAGAUUCAAAUAUAUCUUCGUGCAUACGAAGUUUAUAUCAAACAACUGAAAAGGGACACGUUCAGCUAUAUAGUUAACUAAGUAAAUAGCAAAUACAUUGUUUCUUACUAACUAGCUGUCUGUCGUCAGAUUGGCUUGUUUGCGUGCUAACGGGAACUUAAAAAACGUCUUUUAAAUAGAGUAUCACUCCGUGUUAUGUAAGGAGGUAUUGUAAGGUAGCUUGCUAGUUUGCUAACUAGCUAGCUGGUUGCGAAAGCAGAAGGUAAUCCAUCAAAUUUGUUCAUUUCUGGUGUGGAAGCAAUACUUUGAAACUUUUUUUUCACUGGUUGGCUAGCUAGUUUGUCUGGCUCGCCAUUAUAACUAGCUACUCCAGCUAAUCGAAUUUAAAAGACGCCCUCAGCCAUGGCAACAGAAGUGAUUGAAGGCGAAGGGGAGUUGAAAAUUACGGAUGAUAUGGACUUAAACAAAAGCGAUCCCGAACCAGACACACCCAGGAUAUCUGAGAAUCUGGAAAACGGGCCCACUGCAACUUUGACUUCGGAGGAAGGGGAAUCUGACACCUUGCAAAACAGGACGGAGCCUUUGUCGGAGAGUGCCGAGGAUACAUUAACAUUACAGAGUCCAGCCAAAACAGGAGAUCCGCCUCAGGAAACCGCGACUCCAGACAAAGGAGAAAAACAAGCGCCGGCUGGGGUGCAAACCUCGAGUCCAGUCGGUCUUUCCCUGCCGUCCCCACCGCUUGAACACAAUGGGAGUUUGGAGCGACAGGAGUCUGUGGCCACUACUGAGGCACGACUGAGAAUGGAGGGGGUGGAGCUUAAGGAGGAGUGGCAAGAUGAGGACUUCCCCAGACCGCUUCCAGAGGAAGAGGAGGAGGACCUGCAGCUGGAAGAGGAGCUCUUCAGCAGUACCCCUGCUGAGGGGGAGCCAGACCCACUGGCUUAUGGAUUAAAAAGUGACAAGAAAGCUAGGAAGAAGCUGGAGGCCCCAGACAUUAGUCUGACUUUGGACCGCACUGGAAGCUCAGUUCUGUCCAACGAGCUAGAGGAGAGCACGGAACUGGACUUGGACGAUGUGGACACCCCAUCCGACAACAGCAACGAGUUUGAUUGGGAAGACGACCUCCCCAAGCCCAAAGCCACAGAGCUGCUGCAGAAGGGGGUGGAGUCCGUGCAGGAGUACUCUGCUGCGGAGGAGAGGGAGGAGGGCCGGCGCUGGAGGGUGUUCCGAAUCGGAGAUCAGGAGCACAGGGUGGACAUGAAGGCCAUCGAGCCCUACAAGAGGGUCAUCAGCCACGGAGGUUACUAUGGAGAUGGAUUGAAUGCCCUCAUUGUGUUUGCUGUCUGCUUCAUGCCUGAAAGCAAUCAACCAAACUACCGAUACAUCAUGGACAAUCUCUUCAAGUAUGUCAUUGGCACGCUGGAGCUCCUGGUUGCAGAGAACUACAUGAUUGUGUACCUGAACGGGGCGACUUCGCGUCGGAGGAUGCCCAGCGUGGGCUGGCUCAGGAAGUGCUACCAGCAGAUCGACAGGAGGUUAAGGAAAAAUCUCAAGUCCCUGAUUAUCGUCCACCCCUCCUGGUUCAUCCGCACAGUUCUUGCCAUUACAAAGCCUUUCAUAAGCUCAAAGUUUAGCCAAAAAAUCAAGUAUGUGUUCAGCCUGUCGGACUUGGCUGAGCUGAUCCCGAUGGAGUAUGUGUCCAUACCGGAGUGCAUUAAACAGUAUGACGAAGAAAAAAAUAGGAAAAAGCGUAAAAGGAUUGACCAGGACAUGCAUGGGAAAGGGGAGACGGCCUCUUCGGCCACAUCGACCUAAGAGGAAGGUCCCCGCUCCACUCCCCCCGAGAAAGAGGAAGACUGAAGAAUGUGUAGAACCACUGCAGUUUUCAUUACUGUUACAGCGUGUUUGUCUCACAGCCUGUGGCCUUUAGCUCUUAAUGCUGAAAAAAAUAAGAAAAGUGCCUUUCAUGAUAUGUUAUGGUAAUGUGUUACAUGGUGGAAACCCUUCACUGCUGUCCUAAUAUGCCAAACACUUGAUGUAUGGUCGGUAUCACAGUGCUGCGUGUCAAGCAUUUUAAGAAGUCUUUACCAAGCCAAACAUAGAUUUUUUUGUUUUUGUUUUUGUCAUAGUUACUGAUGUACUGUGCAUAUAUUUAAGGCACUCCACUCUGUUUCAAAUGGGUGAUGCAUGAUUGUUAUUGCAUUUAAAUGUAUAUUUAUAUUCAAAAAAAAGUGAUAAAGGACAGAGAUUAAUAUAUUUUUAUGUUCAACGAUUUUGAGCCUUGUUUUAGGUAUGCAGACCCACCAAACGUGUGGUAGUUGCUUAUCAGAUCACUUCGUGUGACUGUUAAUGGCUGAUGUAAACCAGUGGCCUUGCAUGAGGAACUUCACAUUGUGUAUUUUCUACUCCCUACUGUCUGUGGAAAAAGAAACGAAGCAAGGAGAUUUUAAGUCCAUAGUCUGUUACUGAAUGCUAAGAUGUUUUCAACAAAAGUCACAAAG
This is a messenger RNA of Megalops cyprinoides (Indo-Pacific tarpon), 2879 nucleotides long. RefSeq names its product BCL2 interacting protein 2 (gene bnip2). Gene Ontology annotation, biological process: apoptotic process. Bases 781 to 2193 code for a protein of 470 amino acids. Lineage: Eukaryota; Metazoa; Chordata; Actinopteri; Elopiformes; Megalopidae. Gene Ontology annotation, cellular component: cytoplasm. The transcript has 11 exons. The record is from RefSeq and is a predicted model, not a curated record.